Schistocerca cancellata (South American locust) is the source of this 2123-nucleotide messenger RNA. It is a transcript of the gene Faf2, whose product is annotated as FAS-associated factor 2. The record is from RefSeq and is a predicted model, not a curated record. NCBI's taxonomy places the organism in Eukaryota, Metazoa, Arthropoda, Insecta, Orthoptera, Acrididae. Gene Ontology annotation, cellular component: endoplasmic reticulum. Bases 4 to 1347 code for a protein of 447 amino acids. Gene Ontology annotation, molecular function: ubiquitin binding. The transcript is spliced from 8 exons.
AUAAUGGCUGACCUCAUGAGUUUAUCUGCAGAACAGACUGAAAAGAUACUGCAAUUCCAGGAUCUAACUGGAAUUGAGGAUAUGUCUGUCUGCCGCGAUGUGCUGCAACGACAUGCUUGGGACUUAGAGGUGUCAGUACAGGAACAACUCAACAUGCGUGAGGGCCGACCGUCGGUCUAUUCUCGGGAUAGGGAACCUCCAGACUUGGUGCAGUCUCCACCACCUGUCAAUGAAUCACGCAUCAGUCAAUUUUUCUUCUCAACACCUGCCCCUGCAAGAGGCAGUCGUGGCAUUUUAUCUUAUAUUGUCUCACUUUUCUUCAGAAUAUGCUAUGAUACAGUAGCAACCUUUUUGCGGUUUACAUUUGGCUUUAUAAGGCCAGAUCCAAGGAGAUAUAUUACUGAUCCUGUUGGUGAUGUACUUAAAUUUAUAAAUUCCUUUGAAGAAAAAUACGGAUCAAGGCAUCCAGUGUUUUAUCAAGGAACAUACAGCCAGGCACUGAAUGACGCUAAGCGAGAGCUUCGUUUCCUUCUAAUAUACUUGCACUGUGAAGAUCAUCAAGAUACCGACAAUUUCUGUAGGAACACAUUAUCAGACAUGGAGGUUGUGACGUACAUUAAUACAAAUAUGUUGUUUUGGGGCUGCUCUGUGACCACCCCAGAGGGCUAUCGAGUAUCUCAGGCAUUACGAGAAAAUGGCUACCCGUUUCUGGCAGUAAUUUGUCUUCGGGAAAACAGAAUGACUGUUGUUGGGAGGUUGGAGGGUUCAGUAAAUCCACAAGAGCUCAUACAGCGACUACAGACCAUCGUACAAGAAAAUGAAGCAGCUCUUAUUGCAGCCAGAGCUGAGAGGGUGGAGCGCAACUUCAAUCAGACUCUGAGGCAGCAGCAGGACCAGGCAUACUUGGAAUCUCUGCGUGCAGAUGAGGAGAAAGAGCGAAGGCGCUGUCAGGAACGUGAGAGAUUGGCUGAUGAAGAACGAAGCAGGCGAGAACAGGAACAGGCAGAACGUAAUCGGCUAGAGGAAAUCCGAAGGCAGAAGGUAGAAUUCAUGAACAGGAUACCAGAUGAACCAGACAAGAAUCACCCAGAUGCCGUCCAUAUUGUUAUAAAGCUUCCAGAUGGGACUCGCCUUGAACGACGGUUUCUGCGGAGUCACACAUUGGAUGCUGUUUUCUAUUAUAUAUUUUGUCACCCAUCAUCACCAGUGAGUUUUGAAGUGGCAACAAAUUUUCCAAAACGUGUCCUACAAUGCUCUCCUGGAGCAGAGGGAACAGCAAAGCAGACACUGGCAGAAGCUGGCCUCAUUCGGAGAGAAGUGCUGUUUGUUUAUGAUUUGGAUGCAUAAAUGUGAUAAUUUUUUACAUUAUACCCAGACAACCAGUUUCUUAUUGUCACCUUUUCUUCCACUGUCUACUUCCCAUUUUAAGUCUGACAAGCUAAUUAAAGAUUUAACAAAAUACUGCUGCCCUAGCCCCCCUAAACAAACAUGAAUGUUUUCACUUUGUAUGGUAAGGGAACAGAGUCAUAAUUUUGCAGUAUGUAAGACACUAAAUUGGAUGAAAAUUGCAUGCAUUACACAGCAUGUACUUUUGUAGUGUCAACACAUGUUAUCUCUCUGUUUCGAGUGAGCAAGUAUUUCCCUUUCCUCACCUUUUUUAUAAGCUGCUGUAAUUGGAAAUGCACAUUCUCACAUCAGUGAAUCAUUUGCAUUAUACUGACGUGUAAAGCACUUAUAACCCACAGAGGCAAGUAAGGGUGACGUAACUGGUGAAGUCUCUUUGAGUUAACCACUCUUUAUCACAUUGAAAGCUGGUUCAGCAAAAUUAUUUAUGAACAGAAUGACUUUGGCAGGUCCACUGUUAAGUAUUUUCUACUUUGCAAAGUAUUUAUUUUAAACUCUCAGUUUUGCAUUUCUCUCUGUUAUUUCAUAUAUAUUUUUUAUGUUAAUAUAAUAUUGUACAUUUUGUUGACAAGAAGUGUGUAUAGUUACAUAUCAUCUUAUCUGUUCACCUUGUGUUUAUGUAAGUCUAUUUGUAUCUUUUUUGUUGAGUGUAGUAAAUAUAAGGAUGUAAACAUAUUAUUUCAUACUCUGUUAAAAUUGUGUCAUUCUGCUGAGAUGAA